AUGGAGACGUCGUCCAACUCGCACCGCCGCCGCAGCAAAAAGGACCCGGACCGCGAGCGCAGCACCCACCGCUCCAAGGACAAGGAUAGGGACCGCGAGCGCCAUAAGAGCACCCGCUCCCGCAAAACCCGCUCGUCGGCCUCCAAGGAAGACGACGCUGAGAACCCGCCGCUGCCCAGGCGCCCGUCGACGGAACGCGUGCGCAACUCGACAUCCACCUCGACCUUGUCGUCGUCGCAAACGUCCAAGUCGCACAAGAUGGCCGUCGUGCCCGAGAUGGGACGCCGCGGCUCGUUGGGCUCCGACAACACAUCGCGCAUCAGCUUACCCUACCCGUCGCACUCCAAAACAUACGCCAAAGAGAGCAUCUAUUCCCGCGACGGUGUAGAGAAGAGGAAGUCGACCUCGACGCCAGAGGCCACAGAUGGCGAGGCCUCGCCAGGCAGGGACGGCGAGCGGCCAGUCGCACCGCAUCCACCAAACCGCGCACCACCCCCGCCCCCACCGCGGGCACCACCGAGUCCUCCGCUCACUGCGACCACAGGCGCAGAUCUUAGGAAGACGGCCAGUGCCAACAGCAUGCGAAGGAAGGACCCCGACAUGAUCGCGAGAGAGAUGGAGGAGGGCCGCCAAAGCGUAGACAGCGGCACGCGCAUGACUUCGACGGCAGGCCCGCGGAUCGCGUCGCGCUCAAGUGUCAGAGACGAGGAUACAUUCGACGGCACAGACCUCACUUCUACCACUGGAUCGCAGCCUAGCACCAUCCGUGCCAAGUCUCCACAAUUGGAGACGAGAACGAGGACCGUGAGUCCAUCCAGCGCUCGGCCCCCAGGUAGGACAUCGACCCCGGGCAGAACGUCGACACCAAGCAGGACGUCAACACCUGUCAAGAUGAAGACAAGAGCGCCCUCAGAAUACACACUCGACUCAGACGCCACUUCAGUCGUACAAGAUCGCAACUCUUACCGCCGCAGCCAAUCACCCCCGCGUUCCGAUGUCUCGCCUUCUUCUGUGGUCGAUUCAUCACCACGUACACCUACCCAGCACUCCGUUCUUCCCUCUGUUGUAUCUUCUGUCAAGGAUGGGCCGCCCAUGAUCGAGGUUAUGACAGACCCCAUGUCGCGCACACAAUCGGUAGAUCCUAGCUAUGCUCAGUCCCCAAUGACCCCACCACCCCCGCCUCCUCCUCCUGCCAUGAUGGAAGCUCCUCGCGUCGACUACCUGCUCCAGAAUGGCGGUCUGGCCAAAGCUAUCCCGCGAAGUCUACUAGCGGCUAUUGAUGGAGUUCCAGCCUCUGCCUAUUCUCAGUACACCACACCAAGGCUAUCUGGAGCACAAGCCCACGAUGUCCGAUCUUUCUUCAAGCCUCUGCAGAAUGUACUCAACAGCUACAACACCGUCAUGGACACCAGUGGAUCUUUGGCGGUAGCCACUGGUUAUCGUUCGGUUGCGCGGCGUCUUCUCGAUCGUCUCGAGAACGUCUUUGCUCGCAACAUAUCUUCGGAGCAUUGCCAGUGCAUGAUGUGCUUCGAGCAGUCAGUUGUGGAAGAUUCUGCAGGUGUCAACUGGGGAGAAAUCUUAGAACUAGUGUCCGGACGUUGCGAAUUGCCGACUUGGCCACCCUAUGAGCAAGGUGCCGAGCCUGGACUGGGCAUAUCGUCUGAUCUUGAAGCACCAUGCCAGCGUAUUGACGUUGAUGUACCUGAGCAAUACCGCGAGCACUACGAGAAGCAGUCGAAGAAGACCAAAGUUGCCGUGCAGUCUUGGCUAUCAGACCAACAAGACGGUGUCCCCGAAGACGCUGACGACGAAACGUUGACUUUUAUCAUGCUCACCCGAUUGGAACAGCCACAACGACCACUCUUCUAUGCACUCUUAUGGGGAUUGGACAAGCUCCCAAAUCCUCGCACACAAAAGCCGGACAGUGGGACGCCGCCGUACUUGGCAAAAGCCGGUUUGGCGCUACAGCGUCUAUAUCGACUCUACACUCCACCGCGCGACCAGCUGGUAGUCAUGUAUCUCAUCCGCCAUCCAGACAUGCACAACAUGCUUGCUACGUUGGCAGCUGUGACCAAACACGAAUGGGAGAUUCUUGUCUCUGGACGCUUCGACGGCUUCCUUUGGUCAGGCGUCGAUGACCUACCUGAUAUGAACACAACACCUCCCCGAUCAGGCUCAAGAGCAGGACAGGUCCGACCCGGCGAUGGACCACAACGAUUUGCAUCACCAGUACCACCGAACCGGUACGGCAGCUUCAGCCCAAGUCCGUACUCUCGACCGGGAUCUGCCCGCCCUGGGUCUGUCCGUCCGCCCGGCGGAGCCCCUGUGCAGAUCGAUGAAGAGACCGAGAUUGCCGUGCUUGCCGAAAUCGAGCGCGAGAUCUAUCUUGGUAUGGAGGCUAUGGAGGACGCAUUUGAACAGCUCCACAACCAAGCCGAGACUGUGCGCCGUCGUCUGCGAGAGCGAGCUGCAGGUUUGUCUAUGGUGGCGCAGCAGCGUAGAGGUGCUGGCAUGGGUGGCAUUGAAGUCAGGUCUGAUACGCCAGCCAACAUGCGCGACCCUGACGAAGGAAUCGAUGAUCUGAGGAGCGAGGUCGGACCAGAUGACUCGGCCAGCAACGUCAGCAACAACCGGAGAAGGAAAGCACACCGUGCACGCGAACGGAGAACACCAGCACCUGUGGAAGAAGAGAGCGAGGAGGAUGUAGCGCUUGCAGAGAGGAUACGCAGACGUUUCUAA
Molecule: messenger RNA, 2739 nt
Organism: Alternaria ethzedia
Lineage: Eukaryota; Fungi; Ascomycota; Dothideomycetes; Pleosporales; Pleosporaceae
Exons: 1
Coding region: 1-2739 (912 amino acids)
Cellular component (GO): nucleus
Molecular function (GO): DNA binding
Source: RefSeq, a predicted model, not a curated record